UUCUUCGAUUAUUUUGAAAACUCAGUUGCAACAAAACUAGUACAUGCAAUGGCGUCAUACACCCUUCGACUUUGCGUGUUGACAUUAAACCGACGAAGCUAACACGUUAAUAAAUUGCGCUCGCGUCGUGUACUCGCGUUUGUUAUUUUCGAUAAAUAAAAAUAAUUUAAUUUAAUUUCAAAGUAUGAUCAACUUAUUAAUAAAUAUACUUACUUAUAUUUUUAUAUUCAUCGUAAUAUAACAAAAUCUAUAUUGAUUAUUUACUUGUUUUUAUACAAAAUCUGUGACUUAAAUUUACUAAAGAUGGCAGAAGAUUCUAAGGAUUUACCCGGAAAUACAGAAGAAGAUUUGAAGAUUUUUGAGACACUUUGCAUUUCAACAUCCGACAAGUAUGAUCAAGAGGAUAUGACGCAUGACGUCACCAUAAGUUUAAGAAGUGAAUUAGCAGCUCUGGAAUAUAAACGAGACCGACUUUCAUCAGAACUUCAAGAUAUGAAGACUACAUUGAGAUCACGGGACCAGAGGGUAACUGAAUUACAGAUGGAGGCCGAUCAAUUACGUGAACAAGCUGCCAGACAAAAUUCUAUUAUUUCUAGUUUGAAAAAACGAAUUCAAGAUUUAGAAGACAGAGAACGAAAUCUUUAUGCAACUCAUGGACGGAGUGAAAUAACGAUCCAGAGUUUGCAGCGUGAUGUCAAGUAUCAUGAAGAAAAAAAUCGAGAGUAUGAAAAAAAAAUUCGUCAAUUAGAACAUCAUCUUACUGAAGAAACAGAUUUGAAAGAACGCGCGCGCUUGAAUUUACAGGAUUUCGUUAGAAGACUGGCCCAUGCACUGAACAGUGAAUUUUGCGACAGUACACACCACAGCCCAGAAAUGGUAAUUCACAAAGCGGAGGAACUUGUUCAAGAAGUAAAUCGACUUCGCACUAAGAGUAUUAAUUUUGAGAGUCAAUUAACUAGUGUUGAAAAUGAAUCUAAAAGUUGCAGAGAUUUGUUAGAACGUUCUAAUAUUGAAAGAGAUCAAUUACAACGACAAGUUAGCACGCAAUCAGCUGAACUAGAACGACUUCGUCAGGAUAAAGAGUGCCUUGAAAUGCAGUACAGGGCCACUGAGAGAGAAUUAAAUGAACUCAGGGACAAAUUAGUAAAUGCUAAUAGAAAUCUCACUAGUAUUACGGGAAAUGUUUCGAGUCAAGAGACACUCAUUUGUCAGUUACGAGAUGACUUAAAAAAUCGAGAAGAAAAACUUUCACGGGUUCAAAAUGAAAUGCGUCAUCUUCUUGAAUCAUUAGCGAUACUUGUUAGUACUCCAAAUAGAUUCGUUGAGUCUCAUGAAAACUCAAUAAAAGAUAGAAUACGUGAAAUAAUUGCUGAAAAUAAAGAUCAUGUACUGAAAAUUAAUAGUUUAAAAGAAAAAUUAAAUGGUCUUUCUGACUCGGCGAACCGUCAAAGUGAAUUAUUAGAGUCAAGUAUGAUGAAAAUAAGAAAUCUUGAAGACGAUCGUGCGAAUUUAGAAGCAAAAGUUCAUAAAUUAGAGUCUGAUUUAACGAGUUGUGAGCUAACUAAAGAAUCAUUGAGACGGGAUAAACAUAGUUUUACAAUAUUUUUGGAACGUUUGGGCAAAGCCAUGCAAAUGGAUGACAUUUCCCAAGAAAUUGGUUUGGAUCUUCAAACAGAAGCUCUUUUAGUUCGAGCUGAACAAUUAGCUCGUCUUGAGACAGAUAAACUCGUCGAUAAGCUAGUCUACAACUACACAACAUUCCCCAGGAUACGACGGGAGCGGUCCUUCGAGCUUCCUUGUCUCAAAGAAACGUCAGUCGUUUAUCAGCUUCAAAGAAGAGUUAGAACUUUACGCGAACAAUUACAAAGGCGGGAUUUACACUUGGAUUUGUUGCGUAGAAAACUUUCAUUACAAGAAGAUGGCGUUAGAAUAAAAUCUAUGUUACAAGCGGAAAGAGAUGACGCUAAUUUACGAGCUAAAAAAGCAAUGAAACAAAUCGAUCGACUACAGAUCCAAUUAGCCGAAGAAAAAUCUCGUAAUCGUGAACUGAGCGCUCAGUUAACUGAAGCCGCUGAUUACAAGAUUGCGGCGUUAGAGCGCAGUCGUAAAAUAGAAGAACUACAAAAGCGUCUAGUGGAGAGUGAAAUGUUGAGAACCCGUUACAGUAGAAAAUUAACGAUGCUGAAAGAUCAAAUGCGAACAAUAACAGAGAGUGCUGAUCAAGAAAGAUCUAUUAAUGAUCAUUCAUUACAAUUACUACGUGAUGAAUUGGCUCAGGUUAAACAAAAUUUAUCAGAGGUCACACGAAGAGAAUCACAGUUACAGAGUUUCCGAGUUUCUGUUGUUAAAUUACUCUCGGAGCCUAUUUGUACCCCAGAUUAUGAAAUUGUUUCACGUUUACAAAAAAUAGUAUCAGCACAUCGUGAUUUCACAAUGUUAUCUCGUAGAUAUGAUGAGCCGUUGGAGACUAGUCCGUCCCGGUGUACAAGUAUUCAUCCAGUUCAUUCAGUUCACCCACCACGUUCACCUGGAUCACGUUGUACGCGUUACGACGACAGUGGUUUUGCUGACCCACCAGAUCUUCAUGAAAUUGAUGAUGAGUACAAGCGACCUGUAAGAAGCAGUUUGUUGCCUUGACCCCGGGCUAAAUUUCACUGUUAAUUAUAAGUCAUAAUAUUAUUGUACGCAUUAAUUUAAAUUUAAGUUCAAGGUCAAUAAUAUUUCACGUUAUGAGUCAAAAAUAAUUAAAAUAAAAUAUUUUUAAAAACAAGUAAAUUUAAUACUUACGGUUUUAAUUCUAUCAAUUUAUGAUGUAAAAUAUAUCAGUAUUCAGUAUUGAUAAAAAAGAAAGUCUUAGUGAAAUUUAAUGUAAAAAAAAUAUUGAAUACAGGUUACCGGUUUCAAGUGCAAUAAAUCUUUUUAAUUUA
Messenger RNA from Microplitis mediator, 2927 nucleotides. Its product is annotated as coiled-coil domain-containing protein 170. Bases 304 to 2637 code for a protein of 777 amino acids. NCBI's taxonomy places the organism in Eukaryota, Metazoa, Arthropoda, Insecta, Hymenoptera, Braconidae. The record is from RefSeq and is a predicted model, not a curated record. The transcript has 14 exons.